Messenger RNA from Pochonia chlamydosporia 170, 1758 nucleotides. RefSeq names its product MFS multidrug transporter. The record is from RefSeq and is a predicted model, not a curated record. The transcript has 3 exons. Lineage: Eukaryota; Fungi; Ascomycota; Sordariomycetes; Hypocreales; Clavicipitaceae. Gene Ontology annotation, biological process: transmembrane transport. Gene Ontology annotation, molecular function: transmembrane transporter activity. Bases 1 to 1758 code for a protein of 585 amino acids.
AUGGACGCAAAAGAUACACCCUCUGAAGCGGCUGCUUCUCACCACGCCGCCAUGGAUACCUCCUCAUCAACGCGAUAUUCAUCAUCCUCACGAAGACCCUCUCACGCUCGUCCCUCAAAAGAGUCCUUCGACCCAAACUUGGAUGUCAACCUACCUUAUCGGACGCUCACUGCCAAUGCCCACAUGGAAGAGUACACUGUGCCAUCACGAACCGGUGAAGUCCCACUUGAUCGGACGCACAACCUCGUCACCUUUACGCCUGAUGACCCCGAGAAUCCCAAGAACUGGAGCAAGGCGUUCAAGUGGUAUUGCACCAUGGUUGUUGCGCUGACUUGUUUCGUCGUGGCGUUUGCGUCCGCCGUGGUGACGGCCAAUAUUCCUGGUGUGGCGGAGGAGUUUCACGUCAGUGAGGAGGUUGCUCUGCUGAGUAUUUCGUUGUUUGUCGUGGGUUUUGGUGUUGGGCCCAUGGUUUUUGCGCCCUUGAGCGAGGUAUAUGGACGGAGAAUCAUAUAUGGCUCUACUUUGCUAAUUGCGGUGGUGUUCAUCAUUCCCUGCGCUGUGGCUACGAAUAUUUCGACUUUGCUGGUUUGCCGAACUAUUGAUGGUAUUGCGUUUUCGGCGCCAAUGACUCUUGUGGGUGGAACGUUGGCGGAUCUGUGGAAGAAUGAGGAGCGUGGUGUGCCUAUGGCUGCGUUUUCUGCCGCGCCAUUCAUUGGUCCUGCGAUUGGCCCUCUUAUUGGCGGUUUCCUCUCCGACGCCACUGGCUGGCGCUGGCUCUACUGGAUUCAACUCAUCUUUGCCGCUGUGGUUUGGAUCCUCAUCACAUUCACCGUGCCCGAGACUUACGCACCCACGAUCCUCGCCCGACGAGCCCGGAAACUGCGCGCCUCAACGGGUAACAACUCCCACGUUACGGAGCAGGAUCUGGACAUGCGCCCCAUGUCAGAGCGUCUUGCCAUCUUCCUCAUCCGUCCGUUCCAGCUGCUCUUCCGGGAACUCAUUGUCUUUCUCAUCUCGCUGUACAUGAGUGUCCUGUAUGGCCUGCUGUACAUGUUUUUCGUGGCCUUCCCCAUCAUCUACCAAAAGGGCAAGGGAUACUCCGCCGGCAAGACGGGAUUGAUGUUCAUUCCCGUCGCGGUGGGGGUCCUGGCCGGCAUCUGCUCUGCCUGGAUCAACAAGCACUACUUGACGCUUGUGAAGCGAUACAACGGCCAUCCGCCCGCAGAAGCGCGUCUCAUUCCCAUGAUGGCCUCGUGCUGGUUCAUCCCCGUGGGGCUCUUCAUCUUUGCCUGGUCGUCGUAUCCGGAGUUGUCGUGGGCCGGACCAGCCAUGGGUGGAUUCCCCGUGGGUUUCGGCUUCAUUUUUCUGUAUAACUCCGCCAACAACUAUCUCGUCGACUCGUAUCAGCACCAGGCUGCGUCUGCACUGGCGGCCAAGACGUUCAUCCGGAGUUUCUGGGGCGCGGGCGUUGUGCUGUUCACGGAGCAGAUGUACGAUCGGCUGGGUGACCAGUGGGCGUCGACGCUGCUUGCUUUUAUUAGCUUGGCGUGCUGUGCUAUUCCGUUCCUGUUCUGGAAGUUUGGUGCUAGGAUUCGCGCGAGGAGCAAGUAUGCGUAUGGUGGGGAGGAUGCUGAUGAUUCUGGGGCAGAUGAUGUUGAGAAGGCGAAGCAGGGGAACGGGAAUGAGGGUGUUGUGCGGGAUGAUUUGGAGCAUGAUGAGGAUUUGAGACGAGCGAGGAGCUAUGUUAGCAAUCCUUGA